CUACCCCUUCCCCUUUGAAGGUGGUAAAUACAAACAAAUAGUUGUAGAAUCUUCUUAAUUUCUCCCACCAAAACAUCUUUAACAAUACAAUUCUCUCUUAUUUCUUUCUCUUCAAGCUUCAUUUCUUGCGAUCUAAUCCAUUCAUUUCUUCUUCAUCGAAAAUCAACCCAGAAGACUCAAAGAACCAGAAACCUCAAAUAUGGAUUAUGAGCUUCGAAGAGCAAGAGAAAAGUUGCAGAAAGAGCAAAAGGAGAGGAAAGAGAUGGCCAAAUUGAAGCUUCAAAGAGAAAGGAAGGCUAAAGAAGAAGCUUCUCGACAACGUCAAGCCGUUGAAGAAGUUCAGCGAGCUCGUCGUCUUGAUGCUGCCGAAGCUCAGAUUAAGGCAGAUGAGCAAAUAGCCGAAAAUUUAUUGUCUGGAGGAGGAAUCAUGUUUCAUCGCAUCUUAGAAGCCAUUCUUUAUCCAGGUGUUGGAGAUAAGAUUAAGCUGCCUCCAUCCUGCUUCACUGGAUUGUCUGACCAAGGUGCUUUUGACAAAGGGCCUGUAUACUUCCGGUUGUCCAUCGCUGGUCAAGAGAGCUCCUCUGACACCUCUGCUAAUAGCGAUAGUCAUGGAGUGACACAUUCAGGUGUGUUGGAGUUUACAGCAGAAGAAGGGUUUGUUGCUCUUCCUCCACAUGUAUGGAGUAAUUUAUUUCCCUCAGAAGCACCAGCUCACCCAUUGAUUGAGAUCCAGUAUGUUCGAUUGUCAAAAGGAUCAUAUGCAAAACUUCAACCAGAGGAUAUUAGUUUUUUGGACUUACCAAAUCACAAGGCUGUCCUUGAAACAAGCCUUCGCCAGCAUGCUACUCUUUCUCAAGAUGAGGUGAUUACAGUUAGACAUGGAGAGCUUACAUUCAAGAUACGUGUCCUUGAAUUAAAGCCCUCCCCAAGUGUUUCUGUCUUGGAGACAGAUAUUGAGGUUGACAUUGUCAAUCCUGAUGCAGCCUCUGAGAAGAGUAACCAAAAGGUCCUGAUACCGCUCACUUUUGGAGCACCAGAAUCUGGAGUUGUUGAGGAAGGGGUAUAUAUGUAUUACAAAUUCUCGCUUGACAAUGAUAUGUGGACCACAAUUGCUCCUGGCAAUGCCAGAAUAGAAGUAAAGUUGGAGGCUGAUACAGACUCUGGGGAUACUGAUCUGUACAUAUCCAAACAUCCGCUGAUGUUUCCCACACACCAUCAGCACCACUGGUCUUCCCAUGAUAUGGGUUCCAAGACUUUGAUUCUUAACUCUCAGGAUCAGAAUCUCGGGUUGGGUACUUAUAGUGUUGGUAUUUAUGGCUUCAAGGGAACAACAAAGUACAAGGUAUUGGUGAAUAUUCAGGAUAGUAUUAACUGUGGUCAGCAAGCUGGGUUGUCCACUUCAUCUAUUGAUGUGGACUCUGUAGAAUGUGGGAAUUGCAAGCACUAUAUACCUAGUAGAAGUAUAGCUUUGCAUGAAGCUUAUUGCCGUAGACACAAUGUUGCGUGCCAGUAUGCAGGCUGCGGUGUCAUUCUAAGAUUGGAGGAUGCUAAGAACCACGUGCAUUGCAAUAAAUGUGGAAAGGCUUUUCAACAAGCAGAGAUGGAGAAGCACAUGAUCGUGUUCCAUGAGCCCCUUCAUUGUUCAUGCGGCGUAAUUCUUGAAAAGGAAGAAAUGGUUCAACAUCAAUCCUCAGAUUGUCCUAUGCGAAUGAUUACUUGCCGGUUCUGCGGAGACAUAGUUCAAGCUGGGAGUUCCCCUAUGGAUAUGCGAGAUAGGUUUAGAGGACUUACAGAGCAUGAGAGUGUUUGUGGUUCUAGAACUGCACCAUGUGAUUCCUGUGGGCGUUCGGUUAUGCUGAAAGAGAUGGACAUUCACCAAGUUGCUGUUCACCCAAAUAAUUAAUACCUGCUUCCUCACGUGCGUGGUCUAUUCUUAAUUUUUUUAAUAACAAUGUGCUUGUCUAUUCUGGUCCAACUUCAUAUUGUAGAUGCUGAAAAUUGUCUGCUUUAGCAGACCAUGGGCUAAUGCAGUAAUCCAAGAUAUGUAUAUGUGUAAACUGUAGCAUUACGAUGCGGGCUAAAAAUCAGUGUAUUUGCUUCUUUUGGUGUGGGCACUGAAACUCGAUUGGUUAUAGCAUUUGAAUAUUUGAAUUGGAAGGCCUGAAUUUGUAAGUGUUCCAGGGUUCAUAUUUCCUUCAUACUUUUGAAUUGAAAAUAUAGUACUUGUAUUUUGAAAA
This is a messenger RNA of Chenopodium quinoa (quinoa), 2237 nucleotides long. RefSeq lists its product as uncharacterized. Gene Ontology annotation, cellular component: VCP-NPL4-UFD1 AAA ATPase complex. The record is from RefSeq and is a predicted model, not a curated record. Gene Ontology annotation, molecular function: polyubiquitin modification-dependent protein binding. NCBI's taxonomy places the organism in Eukaryota, Viridiplantae, Streptophyta, Magnoliopsida, Caryophyllales, Amaranthaceae. Bases 200 to 1903 code for a protein of 567 amino acids. The transcript has 3 exons.